Messenger RNA from Cynara cardunculus var. scolymus (artichoke), 1970 nucleotides. Its product is annotated as protein CPR-5. The transcript has 5 exons. The record is from RefSeq and is a predicted model, not a curated record. The coding region runs from base 57 to 1799 and encodes 580 amino acids. NCBI's taxonomy places the organism in Eukaryota, Viridiplantae, Streptophyta, Magnoliopsida, Asterales, Asteraceae. Gene Ontology annotation, biological process: trichome morphogenesis; defense response; leaf senescence.
CGUACAGAAGAAAGGCUUUUCAAGUUUCCCCCUUUUUCCACUGCCGCGCAUAAUUUAUGGAAACUCCACCGUCUCCGCCGCAGCCGCCAAUUGAGGCCGACGUCGCCUCCGCCGCGAAACCAAACUUCGGUGAUUGCAAUAUGACUCUGAAGGAGAACCAUACCGGACAAAACUCCACGUCGAAUGUCAUAGUUAUCAAGAAAAAGAUGAAGAAUAAAAAGAAGAGGAAGGACGUACAAAAAUCUCACGUCGACGUCUCUUCUGAUCAUCCACAACGAUCUUUGAAUGCGUCUUCAUCUUCUUCUUCAUCUAUUGCUACUUCUAAUUUAUUGCAUCCAAGAUCGAAAGGCAUUCGUCUCUCCAGUAAUCGUAGAAACCCUAGAGUCUCUAGCGGACCCGUUUCGCGAAGACAGAUUGGCAGCGAAGCAGACGCGCUUGCUCUUCCUCUUGGAAUGUCGAUCGCGGCUUUUGUUGCUCAGGUGUUGGAAAGGAAAGAUGCAACUGGUGAAAAGAUGUCUGCAGAUUAUCUCUCUCAGAUAUGCACUUUGGCGGUUAAAGAGUCGUUGUUCAAUGUUUUUGGCGACAAAUUUGACUGCUUUGUGAGCAACUUUGAGAGAUCUUUUCAGAGCACCUUGAUGACACUCAGAGUAAUCAGUGAAUCAUCGAGAAACAAGGAAGAAAGGCCAUAUCACAAUGGGGAAGGCAGUUCAACCUGCGGUUCUGGUGGAAAUGAUUUUAAUUUCGAUACGGAAGGGAACAGAUCCACGUGCCAAGACCAAACCACCAUUGUUGGUGAAGAUGAAGAAAUUGUGCAUCGAGAUCCUGUUUCUCGUGAGCUUGCGGUUCUUGAUGACUCGAGAUACGUUCAACAGUUGGCUUGCAUUGCUCCAAACCAACUGCAUUCUGGAGGUAACCAGUCCAUGCUUAGCACCCUUGAAAGAUCUGUAAGUGAACAAACACGAUCGAAUGAUCUCAAGGCGUUUGAAAUCAGUCUAAUUAUGAAAAAGAUGAAACUCAAAGAAGCACAGAUAGCCGUUGAUUGUGAUUCGAAUUAUUUGGAGAGGUUUAAGUUAUCCAUGGGCAUUUCAAAAGCCAACUUUAGAGCUGAAAAGUUCAAAACGGAAUUAGAAGACUCGAGGCAUGCGCAGCUGCUUAAAAAGUGUGUCGAUUGUCUCGUUGCUGGUUUGCUGAUUAUGUUGGCUUGUCUUGCUUAUGGAACUUACAUUCAUUCCCAUCAAAGGCUCAUUGAAGCUACCGAAUCAUGUAUGCCCGUCAAGGAAUCAAGUUCUUGGUGGAUUCCAAAACCGAUGGCAUCUUUCAGUUCAGGGUUCCAGAUCCUGCAGUGCCAAGUUCAAGUCAUAAGCCGUAUGCUAUUCGGCGUGUUGAUGAUCAUUGUAAUCACGUUUCUGCUCAUUAAACGCUCGGGAACCACGAAUCAAACAAUGCCAGUUACGUUCAUACUUCUGCUACUGGGUGUCGGCUGCGGUUUUGCAGGAAAGUUUUGCAUCGAUACAUUGGGAGGCAGCGGAAACCAUUGGCUCGUUUACUGGGAAGUUCUUUGCUUGGUACAUUUUUUCGCGAAUGUUUGUACCUCAAUGUUGUUCUUUAUUCUUCAUGGACCCGUUACAGUGACCGAAAGGUCCGUGAGCAGUAAGUUAUUCCCGUAUUGGUUUAGACGGUUUGUGUUCUAUGCCAUGGUGUUGGUGUGGCUACCUUUGCUCUGUGGUUUGAUUCCGUUCGCUGGGCCUGGCGAGUGGCUUGAACAUUUUGGUUCGUUGAUCGAGAGUCGUGUGUCUUGAUGAACGCUUACGUUUGUAAAAUCGCUAAACGUCCAAGCUUUGUUCUAUUUAUGUCCGAUGAUUGGUUUUUGGAAGGUUUGUAAAUGUUAAACGGUCAACAACUGAUAUAUAAAUGAGAUGUUAAAGAGUUGGGGACUGUUUACCUAACGUUUACUAUGUAUCAUCACAUCU